AUGGGGGAGCACAACGGCGGCGUGAGCACAUCAUCGACCAUGAGGGCGGUGCACCACUGGGGGAUGCCACCGCCGCAGACGCGGCCCAAGAUAAAGAUCAUCCACAUCAUGGCGCCGGAGAUCAUCAAGACCGACGUCGCCCACUUCCGGGGCCUCGUGCAGCGGCUCACCGGCAAGCCUACCGCCUGUGCCGCCAGCAUCAACAGCUCGGCCGACGACACCGCACCGGUAGAGGAGGAGGAGAUGGAGACGACGACGACCAAGAAGAGGCCGAGGCCGCCGGCACCGGCUCCUCCGGUGGCUGAUGAGAUGAGCGAUUUCAAGGUGCAGGAAGAGCCGAUCAUCAAGAAGAGGAAGAUCAAGUGCGAGGUGAAGGUGGAGGAAGGAGCCUUCGACGACUAUGAGCUCGACCGUAGCGACCUGUGGAUGGAUCUCAACCCGGGAGGGUUCUUGAGCUUCUUGGAGGAGGAGGGCGUCUUCCAGGGCCUGGCUGCUGACCAUGACUUCUUGCAGCCUUUCGGCUCGUCCAGGAUGGAUUUGGUUGGUGAAAUGUACGCAUCUUGA
This is a messenger RNA of Miscanthus lutarioriparius, 564 nucleotides long. NCBI's taxonomy places the organism in Eukaryota, Viridiplantae, Streptophyta, Magnoliopsida, Poales, Poaceae. The record is from the annotation of a GenBank genome assembly.